GCUGGACAGUAGAUAAAAACCCGAUUCUUUAGCUCUCCAAGCCGUGUUUAAUGCUCCACCAUGGGCAAGAUGCUAUCCAAGAUUUUUGGCAACAAGGAGAUGCGGAUCCUGAUGCUUGGGUUGGAUGCAGCCGGUAAGACCACCAUCCUCUACAAGCUGAAGUUGGGCCAGUCGGUCACCACCAUCCCCACCGUCGGGUUCAACGUGGAGACGGUGACUUACAAAAACGUCAAGUUCAACGUGUGGGACGUAGGGGGCCAGGACAAGAUCCGGCCUCUGUGGCGGCACUAUUACACGGGCACGCAGGGGCUCAUCUUCGUGGUGGACUGCGCCGACCGGGAUCGCAUCGACGAGGCCAGACAGGAGCUUCACCGUAUUAUCAACGACCGGGAAAUGAGGGACGCCAUCAUCCUAAUAUUUGCCAAUAAACAAGACCUUCCGGAUGCCAUGAAGCCCCAUGAGAUUCAGGAAAAACUGGGCCUAACCCGAAUCAGGGAUAGGAAUUGGUAUGUUCAGCCUUCCUGUGCGACCAGCGGGGACGGGCUCUACGAAGGACUCACGUGGCUAACCUCCAACCACAAAUCUUAAUGACUAUUAGAAGAUUUAAAAACACAGUUAUACGAUGUUGCUUCUCCGAAGAGGGAUACAUUGGAAGAAAAGUAACGUCGGAGGAUUAUGCUGAUCUAACUGAUCGUCCUGAUAAAUUACAAAGUAUGGGCUGGAAUAUGUUAUAUAAA
Molecule: messenger RNA, 737 nt
Organism: Nanorana parkeri
Lineage: Eukaryota; Metazoa; Chordata; Amphibia; Anura; Dicroglossidae
Gene: ARF6
Product: ADP ribosylation factor 6
Exons: 1
Coding region: 61-588 (175 amino acids)
Biological process (GO): intracellular protein transport; vesicle-mediated transport
Cellular component (GO): cytoplasm
Molecular function (GO): GTP binding; GTPase activity
Source: RefSeq, a predicted model, not a curated record